GAAUUCCAUAAACAACUUUCAUACUCGAGGAAACAGCUACAAAAACAGAUUUGCCCAUUACGAGUGAUUCAGGCCGAGACGCCGCAGCAUGAUAGGCCCUUUUAAAGGCGUCGCAAUCUGUAUUAGCGCAGCUUGCGCAUGUGCUUGUUACGCAGCUCUCUUGGCGGCAAGAAGAGCCAGGUCAGGCCAGAGUGGCAAAGCCGAUGGCCAACUUGCGCCGCUGCGCAAGGCCCUGCUCAAGGCCUUUCGCGACAUCAAGAACAGCAGAGAGUGGGACCAAUCAUCGGCAUGCAUUCUACUGAGCGGGGGGCUUGACAGCGCCUUGGUGGCGGAGAUAGGCGGCCGUGAGCUGGGCCUGAGCGCGGCCUUUACAGUCAUCUGUUCGGACGAGGCCACGGACCUCCAGUACGCCAUCGCAUCCGCCGCCGCGUCCGGCCUGACGCACCACGUGAUCCGCAUCUCGCUGCCCGACCUGCUGCGGCGCUACCUGCCGCUGGUGGUGCGCGCCAUCAAGAGCUUCGACCCCAUGUCGCUGCGCAACGACGUGGCCAUCGCCUGCGCGCUAUCCGAGGCUGCGGCGCGCGGCUACCGCUGCGCCGCCACGGGCGACGGCGCGGACGAGUUGCUGGGCGGGUACGGCUUCACACACGGCCUGGAGCCGGCGGCGUGGGCGCGGCAGCGCGACCACAUGGCGUCAGUGAUGCGCUUUGGCAGCACCACUCUGGGGCAACACCUGGGGCUGGCUGUGGCGUCGCCCUUCACGCAGCCGGGGGUGGUGGCGGCGGCCCAGGCGCUAGGCAAGGAGGACUGCGUGGUGGCCAACGACGCGGGUGACGGGCUGCAGGGCAAGAUGCCGCUGCGGCGCCUGUUCCCCCACGUCAGCAGUGCCCGCCGGCGCAAGGACCCAAUCGAGGUGGGCUGCGGCACCACAGCGCUGUCGCGGCCCGGCUACUUCGACGGCCUCAUCAGCGAGCAGGACUUCCAGGCGGGCGUGGCGGCGGCGGCGGCCGAGGGCGUGGUGCUACGGGACAAGGAGCACCUCGCCUACUACCGCGUGUUCAGGGAGGUGUUCCCGGCCGGCCAGGUGCCGGGGCUGCCCCGCCACGGCUCCGACCCCUGCCCCAAGUGCGGCUACCAGUUCUCCACCCGCACCCAGACCUUCUGCGUCACCUGCGGCCACUACGACCCCACGCUCCGCACCCGACACGACCAGCCGGCCGCAGCAGCCACUGCUGGUGGUGGUGGUGGUGCUGCUGGUGCUGCAGGCACCAGCGAGGCUGUAGCUGUUUAAGCUGUGAGGAAGGCAAAUCUCCUCUGACGACGAGUUUGGUCGCUGGUAUGCGCGAGUACUUGGGGUACGGGUGCAUAGGUCCAUCUCGGGAGAACUGAUGAGCGCCCAGCGUGCGACAGGCGUGCGACAGGGAACGUCGCGAAUGGUGGGUGAAUGGCAGUCAUGAUACCAGCAAGCCGGGUUGCUCUUGUUGAGGGACAGUUGCUGUGGCUCUGGCGUGGACCGGAUUGCAGGACUAGGUGGGAAGACGGCCAGUUUGGGUAGAUGCCAUCCACUGGAUGGGGCCGGCCCCCCCUUUAGCCGGGGGGUCGGGGGGAAUGCUGUGGGAGAGCGUCGCGCGUGCAUGCAUGGCGGCGCUUAAUUCAAAAUUUCGAAGUGUUGCUGCCCGGCGCCUGGCGCCCGGUACAGCCCAAUCCUUUCAAUCCUGCCCUUCAUAACUAAUAUAUGCUUGAACA
This is a messenger RNA of Chlamydomonas reinhardtii, 1746 nucleotides long. RefSeq lists its product as uncharacterized. The transcript has 9 exons. Bases 89 to 1291 code for a protein of 400 amino acids. Gene Ontology annotation, molecular function: asparagine synthase (glutamine-hydrolyzing) activity. Lineage: Eukaryota; Viridiplantae; Chlorophyta; Chlorophyceae; Chlamydomonadales; Chlamydomonadaceae. Gene Ontology annotation, cellular component: cytosol. The record is from RefSeq and is a predicted model, not a curated record.